This is a messenger RNA of Scheffersomyces stipitis CBS 6054, 276 nucleotides long. RefSeq names its product protein transporter (gene TIM10). Gene Ontology annotation, cellular component: mitochondrial inner membrane. The transcript has a single exon. The coding region runs from base 1 to 276 and encodes 91 amino acids. The record is from RefSeq and is a predicted model, not a curated record. Lineage: Eukaryota; Fungi; Ascomycota; Pichiomycetes; Serinales; Debaryomycetaceae. Gene Ontology annotation, biological process: protein insertion into mitochondrial inner membrane.
AUGUUCGGAUUAGGUGGCGGUGCUCCUCAAGUAAACUCGAAGCAAAAGCUCCAGGCUGCUGAAGCCGAGUUGGACAUGGUCACGGGGAUGUUCAACUCUCUUGUCUCGCAAUGUCACAAGAAGUGUAUUAACACUGCCUACAACGAAUCAGACGUCACCAAGCAGGAAGCUCUCUGUUUGGACAGAUGUGUUUCCAAGUACUUCGAAACCAACGUCAAGGUUGGUGAAAACAUGCAAAAACUCGGACAAUCCGGUGCUUUCAUGGGCAGACAAUAG